Neurospora tetrasperma FGSC 2508 is the source of this 894-nucleotide messenger RNA. RefSeq lists its product as uncharacterized. The record is from RefSeq and is a predicted model, not a curated record. The coding region runs from base 1 to 894 and encodes 297 amino acids. Lineage: Eukaryota; Fungi; Ascomycota; Sordariomycetes; Sordariales; Sordariaceae. The transcript has 3 exons.
AUGUCUCUUAAUUCUUUUUCUUCCCCAUCCGCACCUGAACUCGAGGGAAACGACGGCAAGCCAUCAGUCAACCACAAGCUUCAAGUCAAGACCGAGAUCACACAACGCUAUCAAGAGACCUCCCAAGAACCAACGCCAAUCGAACAGGCAACAGCCAAAGCCAGAUACUCAAGCAGUAAUCAUGCUACCAAACACCCAGAACCCCAGCGCCCAGGUGGUUCGGGAAGUCCACGAGUUCGAUGCAAACUCCUCGGCCAAAGGGCCAGGCACACCACAUGCCUUUGCCAACCACUCCUCCUCCUCCUCCUGGAUUUUUUUUUCCCAGCCACCCCAACCACGACCAUAUCCUCCCCUUCUCUUAUCCCCUCCUCCUCCUCCGCCGCCGCGGCUACCACCCAGAAGCAGCAGCUUCAGCCCCUCGACGUAACCCAUUCAGUAAUUUCCAAUUUCGGCGUCAUCGGAACGGACGCGAUUUUCGUGGGGUACACAACUCCCACUGGAGCCACCGAAGGAGUCCUUUCGGUUCCGUCGCCGUCAUCAUCACCGUCGCCGUCAGUCUCCAAGCCGCCAACAAGGCCUGGACCUGACUCUGAACCUGAAGGGGAGUCGAAGUCAGGGGCACCACCAAUAGGAAAAACAACGGCGCAGGUGACAGCAGGCCAAAACACAGUCACGGCUAUUUUGAUUACAUGUACAUCACGGGCGCGUAAUGCCGACUUUACACCACGUGAGAAACAAGACGAAGACAAAGAGGUCGAAGAGGCUGCAAAGAAGAGAAAAAUUAGGAAGCAGACUGCUGCGUCAUAUUCUGUCUGUGCAAAAUGGUUGAGAGAGCAGAUGGAAGACUUGGGGCGAGCAAAGGCAAGAAGGGAAGGAAGAGAAGAGAAUAGGUAG